UUAAUAGGUACACAUGUUCUCAAAGUUUCUUUAUUAACAGUAGUAAAUAAGUCAAUAUUACAAAGAUCAACCUUAACUCCUGUGCACUCCUCAACAUUGACGCCGAUGCAUCUGCGCAAAGCGAAGCUCAUGUUCUUCUGGGUCCGGUAUCCAAGCUCCGCGGUCCUCAAGAUGUACUUCCCAGACAUCAAGUUCAACAAGAACAACACGGCCCAGCUUGUCAAGUGGUUCUCAAACUUCCGGGAGUUCUAUUACAUACAAAUGGAGAAGUACGCACGACAGGCGAUCAGUGAAGGUCUGAAGGCGGCAGACGAUCUCCACGUGGCUGGUGACUCAGAACUGUAUAGGGUUCUCAACUUGCAUUACAACAGAAAUAACCACAUCGAGGUGCCUCCCAACUUCAGAUAUGUGGUGGAGCAGACACUUCGCGAGUUCUUCCGCGCAAUCCAAAGCGGGAAGGACACGGAACAGAGCUGGAAGAAAUCCAUCUAUAAGGUGAUCUCGCGGCUCGACGACCCAGUGCCAGAGUACUUCAAGUCGCCGAACUUCCUUGAGCAAUUGGAGUGAGCGCCGCUAUGAAUCGAUGCACACACUGUUUCGGCAUAACUAAUUUAUAGACAAAAUAUGAAAUUCAUUGGACGAUUGUUUCGCACACCAAAAUUUUACGACACUCGCAUUUAGGCCUUCAGAUUCAAAAUUAUCGAUAAAAAAAGUUAAAUUUAAAUUAUUAAAAAAAUUGAAUUUGUACGUUGCACGUCGAGCGGCGUGGCGCGGCGGCCGCUGCCCACGCCGCGGCCCGCGCUCUCCUAGGAAAUUCAUUAGGUUAAACGAGUAAGAGAAAAUUUAAGUCACCUAGAAUUUUAUUUCUGCACAUAAUAUAUUUCGCUAUAUAUAAUUAUUAUUAUAUUAUUAUUAAGUAUUAUCUUAAAAUGGUUUUUAUAGUUGUGUAUAUCAUAAAAUCAUUUAUUGAUUUAUUCUAAGGAAAAAAAUCGAUUAAUAUAUUAUAACUGCUUAAGUUUUGAA
Messenger RNA from Galleria mellonella (greater wax moth), 1023 nucleotides. RefSeq names its product homeobox protein prospero-like (gene pros). NCBI's taxonomy places the organism in Eukaryota, Metazoa, Arthropoda, Insecta, Lepidoptera, Pyralidae. Gene Ontology annotation, cellular component: nucleus. Gene Ontology annotation, molecular function: DNA-binding transcription factor activity, RNA polymerase II-specific; RNA polymerase II cis-regulatory region sequence-specific DNA binding. Gene Ontology annotation, biological process: regulation of transcription by RNA polymerase II. The transcript has 3 exons. The annotation marks the transcript as partial. The record is from RefSeq and is a predicted model, not a curated record.